Molecule: messenger RNA, 1593 nt
Organism: Verticillium alfalfae VaMs.102
Lineage: Eukaryota; Fungi; Ascomycota; Sordariomycetes; Glomerellales; Plectosphaerellaceae
Product: WSC domain-containing protein
Exons: 4
Coding region: 1-1593 (530 amino acids)
Source: RefSeq, a predicted model, not a curated record
AUGAAGUUUCUCAGUGUUGGCCCGACGGCCAUUUUCAUGGCUGCGGGCGUCGACGCCUUUUUUCGCAUGGAAUGUCAAGGUCGCGUUGGCCUUGCCCGGAUUGACCCUAUGAUCUCACCCGGAGAGCCCUCGCUCCAUCUCCAUUCGAUUCACGGCUCGUCUGGCUUCAGCAUGAACGCUACGUACGAUGACCUCCGUGACGGCGACUGCACCUCAUGCCGUGUCCUCCAGGACAAGUCUGCGUACUGGCACCCUUCGAUGUACUUCCAAGAUACCGACACCGGCGAGUUUGAGCUCGUCGAGCAGGUUGGUGGUAUGCUUGCAUACUACCAAUACCACCUGCCCAACCUUGUUGCGUUCCCUGCGGGUUUCCGCAUGGUGGCGGGGGAUACCAAACAACGCUCCUGGACAGCCUGGAACCUGACGCAACCUGACCCCCCCGCGAACGAGUGGGAUGCUCUCGGCCUCAAGACCCAGCAGUCGCUCCGUGAGCGGUCGAUGGGCUUCAACUGCCUCAACUACGCCGGACAAGCCGAGCCUACUCUCUACCGCCACUUCCUGCCCACGCAACAGUUCAUCCAGGCCAACUGUCCUAAUGGUAUCCGUACUGAGAUGAACUUCCCCUCGUGCUGGAACGGUGUUGACCUUGACUCGGAGGACCACCGCUCCCAUGUCGCUUAUCCUGAUGAGCUCAACAACGGAAAUUGUCCUGAGGGUUUCGACAAGCACCUGCCCAACAUGCUCUUCGAGGUGGUUUGGAACACCAAGCCUCUCGAGGGCCGCAACGGCAGGUUUGUCAUGUCCAACGGUGAUGCCGAGGGCUUCGGGUACCACGGUGACUUCAUGAUGGGCUGGGACGAGGGCUUUCUCCAGCAGGUCAUCGAUACUUGCACCAGCGACUCUGGCAACAUCCUUGACUGCCCGCUGUUCGAGAUUGUCACUGAGCAGAAGGCUCGCGAGUGCAAGAUGAACGUCCCCCAGAUUCUUGCGAGCGAGGACUGCCAGGGUCCAUUGAAGUCUCUCCCUGGCGGCGUACCCAUCACCUUUGGCGAUGGCCACGAGGAAUACGGCGGUGACGUUCCUCAGGAGCCCACCUUCGUUCCCAGCCUGGCCCCCAAGCCUGUCACCGGCUCGACGGCUUAUGUCUACCCGGCUCAGUCUACGCAGCAGGCUGCCCCCGUCGUUGCUUCGCCCGCCCCUGUGCCCGAGCCCUCGAUCCCCGAGCCUGAGGUUCCAUCUUCAUCGGCUGUGGUCCCCGCAUCCGAGAGCAGCGGUGGUGGCCUCUUCGCUGCUGCUGCUGUGGCGCCGUCUUCUUCGUCGUCUUCGGAACCCGCCCCGCCAGUCAUCACACCAGAGGUAAAGCCUCCUGUUCUGGUCGAGAACAAAUCCUACUACUCCACCCAGACGGUGACCAUCGGUAACGUGGUCUCGAUCAUUUACUGGGAGGAGGAAACCGUCUUCGUGACGGAAUACCUCGAUGAGACUACGACUGUUACGGUCACAGCCGAGGCGACGCCGGUGCCAGCUCCUGCUGCUCGUCUUAGGCGCCACGUGCACGGGCACGCCCGCGGCCUCUCUCACCGCCACCGCUAG